Molecule: messenger RNA, 3028 nt
Organism: Sorex araneus (European shrew)
Lineage: Eukaryota; Metazoa; Chordata; Mammalia; Eulipotyphla; Soricidae
Gene: F2RL2
Product: coagulation factor II thrombin receptor like 2
Exons: 2
Coding region: 83-1237 (384 amino acids)
Biological process (GO): thrombin-activated receptor signaling pathway; positive regulation of Rho protein signal transduction; phospholipase C-activating G protein-coupled receptor signaling pathway
Cellular component (GO): membrane
Molecular function (GO): thrombin-activated receptor activity
Source: RefSeq, a predicted model, not a curated record
UGAAGCGCACAGCUGGGUCUGCCCUUUGCUGCUAACCCAUGGGAAGGAGCAGCAGCCCUGCUCCUGAGAUCUGGACCCGUGAAUGAGUGGGGAGCAGGUCAACAUGCAUGCACUCCUCUUUGCAGCCGUGGGGAUACUGCUUCUGCCCUGCGCGUGUGCUCAAAGUGGCAUGGAAAAUGAAGGUGAGAGCCUGGCCAAGCCAACCUUACUGAUCAAAUCCUUCCGUGGACUUCCCGCAAAUUCCAUUGAGGAGAUCCCUAUUUUUGACAUAGAAGGGAUGGAACCCACAACUUCUGUAAAAUUCCAGUGCCCUGAAGAAAGUGCCUCAAAUCUCCAUGUGAAUAAUGCUACCCUGGGGUACCUGAGGAGCUCCUUAAGUACCAGGCUGAUACCUGCCAUCUACAUCCUGGCAUUUGCUGUGGGUGUGCCAGCCAAUGCCGUGACCUUGUGGAUGCUCUUCUUCAGGAACAGAUCCAUCCGCAUGACCAUUUUCUACACCAACUUGGCCACGGCAGACUUUCUCUUCUGCGUCACGCUGCCCUUCAGGAUUGCAUACCAUCUCAAUGGGAACAACUGGGUUUUUGGAGAGACCAUGUGCCGGGUCACCACAGUUAUCUUCUACGGCAACAUGUACUGCUCCAUUCUGCUCCUCGCCUGCAUGAGCAUCAACCGCUACCUCGCCAUUGUCCAUCCUUUCACUUACCGGGUACUGCCAAAGCGUACUUAUGCCUUGCUUGCAUGUGGACUAGUGUGGGCAACAGUUUUCUUGUACAUGCUGCCAUUUUUCAUCUUGAAGCAGCAGUAUUAUCUGGACCAGCUGGGUAUCACCACUUGCCAUGAUGUCCACAACCCGUGUGAAUCCUCAUCACCCUUCCAACUCUACUACUUCAUCUCUUUGGCAUUCUUUGGCUUCUUAAUCCCAUUUGUGGUCAUUAUCUACUGCUACACUGCCAUUAUCAGGAAGCUUAAUACCUAUGAUCAGAGAUGGCUGCGGUAUGUGAAGGCGAGUCUUCUUAUUCUUGUGAUCUUUACCAUUUGCUUCACUCCAAGCAACAUCAUACUCAUUAUUCACCAUGCUAAUUACUACUACAAUACGACUGACCGCCUGUACUUCAUCUAUCUUAUAGCCUUAUGCCUGGGUAGCCUAAAUAGUUGCCUAGAUCCAUUCUUUUAUUUUGUCAUGUCAAAAGCUACAGAUCACCCCACUUCUUACCUUACAAUGGUGAAAUCAUCAUAGGGAACAUGGAAAGCUCUAGUGAGAAAGUACAUUUGGGGGUUCACAUACACAGUAUGGGAAUUUUCAUUCUCUAGCUCUAUUUUUGAGUUCCUAUGAAAUACACUUUUAACAUGCUGAUGUUGAUGUGUAACAUCGGCAGCUUACACUUAAAUGUGGUUUAAUUAACAUACACUGCAGUGCCAACAUUAUGGUAAAAAUUCCCAAACCAUGGGCUGGGGAGAUAGUAUAGGGAUUAAGGCUUUUGCCUUCCAUUUAUGCAGCAAGACCCCAGUUCAAUCUCUUUUCAGCACAGAGCUGGGUAUAGUUCCCAGAACACCACCGGGUGUGGCACCAGAGUGUCCACUCAAAAACAAACAAAAGUAUUUUAAGUAAAAAGGUGCCACCCGUCUCUUUAUGCCAAGGUAUUUUUUCUUGUAGGCCUGGCUGGUACUGAAAGCUCUUUAAUUCUCCAUCUUCCAUCUGUGAGAUUUCUACUCCAGAUAAGUUGGAAGAAGAAUGGGACCAGGGACAAGGGGGCAUCACGAGAAGCUACAAUCUCAGUUGUUCGUAUCUGGUAUAUUGCACUCUUCUGCCUCUCAACUCUACUGCUGGUGCAUCGUCCCUGCCUCUCACUGCAGUCCAGCAUCAUGCUCCACCUGCUAAUGCUCACAGCUUUCUUUUUUUAUCUGGUCAACCUCCUGCUCACAGGCUCCCGCCAGAUCAAGCUUCAGGAGUCAGUGCGAGUGUAGCACUCACAACCUCCAGCUCGGAGACGCUCUGCUUCCCACCGUGUCUGGAAACAAUGACCAAGAGCUGGCCUGGCAUUAGGGGCACUUUUUAACCCAAUAUUCCGAUAAACCUGACUGUAAUGGAGGCAAUACCCACACUUCUUGCUUCCGUGAUCUUGAUUUCUCUUCUCUUAGGCCCUGCCCGACUGCACAGCUAUUUCUAAUGAUUGUCCACAUUCUUUCCAUUUUUCAGACUCUUUAAGAACCCAGUUUCUCUGAUUCCCAAGCAAAAAAUUCUUUCUUUUCUCAUCUGGUUUAUUAAAGAGCUGAUAUAUAUGUAUAUAUGUGUGUACAUAUAUAAAUGAACAUAUAUAUAUACAUAUAUAUAUAUAUUUUUAAUGCUAUAGCUGGUGGCAUCCAGGAAAGGGCCACGCAGAGGCCAAGAACAAAGCCAGGCCCUUAUGCAGGUUAGGUUUAUGUUCUACUACCCGAGUCACAUUCCUGGCUCACUUGCUUGUAUUUUAUUACAAUACUAUAUAUACAGCUCACAUACAGACACGCAGUGAUACCAUGAACACUUAUUAGCAGGGAAGAGACUCAUUCUUUUCCUUGAAUGCAUCAGAGCAAUCUCCAGGCCUACAUUCUCCCAGAGUCGGUCUGUAAGGGCCAGCUCCAAGCUUGCACAUUAUGUGAAUGUAAGAAUAAAAUCCCAAAGUAUUGGGACACCAUGAAAGCCCAUUAAAUUCAUGUUGAAAUGAAUUUCUGUACUGCAUGAGAUAACAUAAUUUUUUUGCUGGGAAAGUGGGGGGGGGAGGAGCUAAACUAAGAAUAUAUUCAUAAUGUCAUUAUAUUUUUAAAAUAAUGCCUCUACUAUUUUAUAGAUGCUUUUUAAUUGUGAAAUAAUAUUUACUACAAAUAUCCGGUAUACUCUCGUAAGUAAAGAUCGCCCUUAAUUUAGGGAGCAGAUGAGUGGGUUAAGGGCUUGAAGGAUUGCUAAGCUAAAUUUGCAGAUAUGUAGGAAUAUGCAUUGCCUCUAUACUUUGUAGACCAUCCAAACAAUAAAAUAAAAGACAAUUUAAAUGGA